Diatraea saccharalis (sugarcane borer) is the source of this 645-nucleotide messenger RNA. The record is from the annotation of a GenBank genome assembly. Lineage: Eukaryota; Metazoa; Arthropoda; Insecta; Lepidoptera; Crambidae.
AUGGCUGUAUGUGCGCGAUGCGUUUGCGAUGAACGCGCAGCCGUAAGACGCUCGUCAGUGGCAUUGUUACACCGGUUGUUGCUAUGCUCCACCGGUGAUGACGCAGAUUUAUCAACUUCACCGUCGCCCAACGAUCUAGGAAUUCUAGUGGGGCUAUGCCGUGAUGCCAGUAUCCUUGUCCGCUCGGCUGCUAUUGGUGCAUUAGGAGAAAUUCUGAUGUCCUUACCGUGUGAUGCAGUCUUCGACGCUUUCCUAUCUGGGCCUAUGCAUCAACUUUCCGAUCCAGAAAACAAGGUACAAGAACAAGUAGUGUCACUGAUUCAACAAGUCCUAGUGGAUCGUUUACGCCAACAUGAUACGGUUGCACCAGAGGACACGUUGCCGUGGAAGUUUCUUGCGGCCAUAACACGUCACAAUAUGCGCCGCCAUCUGCAAAAAGCAUGCACUCUGCUCAACAAGAACGGCAACUGCAUCAAUCAUCGUUUAGUGGAUAUAAUAAGCACACACCUUAACGCUGUGAGCGACGAACGCGAUUUGCAGUGUUUGGUGAUGUUGACGAGCGUCGCUAAACACCUGGAAUACUCAGACGUGAGCUUUGUGCUCGAUUACUACUACAGGCUCACAGAAAGCUCGCAGGUAUGUUGA